Messenger RNA from Neurospora tetraspora, 1192 nucleotides. RefSeq lists its product as uncharacterized. Bases 1 to 717 code for a protein of 238 amino acids. The transcript is spliced from 2 exons. Lineage: Eukaryota; Fungi; Ascomycota; Sordariomycetes; Sordariales; Sordariaceae. The record is from RefSeq and is a predicted model, not a curated record.
AUGGAUCCGUACCAAAAGCCACUUCACACAGACAUAUACCUCGCCAUGCGGCCCCUGACCGGAACCAUGAUGCCCCGGACGGCUAAUGCCAUCAGCAUCCUGUCGACCUUUCUCCUUUCCGUGAUCGGUGGCUUCACCAUCGGUACCAUCUUCAUCUCGCCCGUCCUGCCGGAUUUGCUGAGAGAUUUGUCCCCGAUGGCUAUUGCCAUCAUCAAAGUCCUCUUGUCCACCGUCGUCCUCGGCGGCAUCGUGGGAACCAUGAUCGGCGGCAUCUUUCUUUGGCGGCGAGAAGUAGGCUACGACUACGAAGACUUGGAGGCCAAUCGUAGCUCCUCCAGUAUCCCCUCUCCUGCCCACCCUUACGACGAUUACGACUAUUUCUUCACCUGCGAUCCCGACCCCUACGCCUUCAGCCCCUACCAACAAUACAACAUCCACGAACACAACACCUCCCAUGACGACCGCUCAUCGAACCCCGAUGGUUCUGUCUCGCAUCAGAGCCCUGACAGAGCGCCCAGCGACAUCUCCUACGACUCAGACCCCUACACCUCCGAUCUCUACGACGACGGUUACGAGACGGAUUCUGACUCUUCCCUCCCAUCCCCCCUACACCCAAUGCCCGUGCCCCUCUACUCCAAACCACUAGACGUGGUCCCCGCUAUUCCUAGAGGCAGGAAUGCUCCCAUCACACUCCACUCCCGGGACUGGAGGCAAUAGGAUGGGUUGGGACAGAGGUGGGAGGAAGACAACGAGAAGGAAAUGGAUACUUGAAGGAGCAAGGAAAUACAAGGAUUGAGAACAGGACGAAAGGCCUCAAUGGGUGGUAGAAAAGCGGGUUCGAAGACAUGGUAAAUUCGUAUGGAGAUUUGGCGGUGAUGUUGUUGGAAAUAUUGAUGUUGUUGGUGGAAGAAAGGUUGUACAUGUCACGAGCACCGGGCUGGAAGGCUGGAAGUUGAUGUUAGAGGUACAGCAGCAACACACGCAACAUCAGGCUGUGGUUUCCAGGAGCUGAAGCUGGAAGCCUCUGGAUCCGGCCAUGCACGCUCUUGUCUGAUAAGUCGGCAGCCUGACGGGCGGGUAUAGCUGUUGAGCCGUCCCUUGGACUACACGGUUAUGUCUCCGAAAAUCUACGUGUUGCUAGGUUAAAAUAGUUGCUAAAACAUCCAUAACAUAGAGGUAGAGGUAGCCUGCC